CUCUCUCUCUCUCUCUCUCUCUCUCUCUCGUCUUCCUCGUCCCCGUUCAGACUCUAUUGGAUUGCUCUUCUAUCAGUUCUCCGGACUGUACGAUGAAAACCAGACCUCUUGUCAUUUUGCGCACCUGCUGCUCUCUGUUCUUUCUUCUUUCGGAUUCAGGGGUUUGUGGCUCUGAGGCUGAGCACAGGCUCUUCUCAGUCAUCUUCUCCAGUUAUAACCAGUACAUCAGACCGGUGGAGAACGUGUCCGACCCCGUCAUCGUCCAGUUUGAAGUGUCCAUGUCACAGCUGGUCAAAGUGGAUGAGGUGAACCAGAUUAUGGAGACCAAUCUUUGGCUGCGACAUAUUUGGAACGAUUAUAAGCUCAGAUGGGAUCCUAAGGAUUUUGGAGGUGUAGAGUUCAUCCGUGUGCCAUCCAAGAAGAUUUGGAAACCAGACAUUGUGUUGUACAACAAUGCAGUUGGAGAUUUCCAGGUGGACGACAAAACGAAAGCUCUUCUACGAUUCAACGGAGAUGUCACCUGGAUCCCUCCGGCCAUCUUCAAGAGCUCCUGCAAGAUCGACGUCACCUUCUUCCCGUUCGACUAUCAGAACUGCACUAUGAAGUUCGGCUCGUGGACCUACGACAAAGCCAAGAUCGACCUGGUGCUGAUCGGCUCAACCAUCAACCUGAACGAUUUCUGGGAAAGCGGUGAGUGGACCAUCAUCGACGCUCCCGGAUACAAGCAUGACAUCAAGUACAACUGCUGCGAGGAGAUCUACACAGACAUCACAUACUCGAUCUACAUCCGUCGGCUGCCACUCUUCUACACCAUAAACAUGAUCAUUCCCUGUCUGCUCAUCUCCUUUCUGACUGUUCUGGUUUUUUAUCUCCCUUCUGACUGUGGAGAGAAGGUGACCUUGUGCAUUUCCGUUCUCCUCUCCCUCACGGUUUUCCUCCUGGUCAUCACUGAAACCAUCCCAUCCACAUCUCUCGUCAUCCCUCUAAUCGGAGAGUACCUGCUUUUCACCAUGAUAUUUGUGACUCUGUCCAUCGUGAUCACUGUGUUUGUGCUCAAUGUGCAUUACCGCACACCUAAGACGCACACCAUGCCUGGUUGGGUGCGGCACGUCUUCCUCAGUCUGCUCCCUCAGGUCAUGUUCAUGAAGCGGCCUGAGAAAGACCCAGAGAGGAAGACCAGAUCCUGCACUCUUCACACUCCAGGUCUGGUUUCCACAAAUCUUUCACGCCGGGCUCCUCUGCUCCUGUGCACCACUGAGCUCAACAAACUAAGUGAGGCGUCCAAAACGGCAUCCAAGACAGUGCCCAGCUUUCUGUGUCGAGACGGCCGAUGUACUUGCUGCUGGAAUCAACACGGCACCAACGUCUCCAGUGAAGGAGCAGAGGACGGAGGAGGAGGGAGUCCGUGCUCCAGCUCUGAGUCUCUGGACGCAGGCGUUCUGUGCUUGUCUCCACAGGUCAGAGAUGCCAUAGAGAGCGUCAAGUACAUUGCAGAGAAUAUGAGGCUACAGAACGAGGCCAAGGAGGUCCAGGAUGACUGGAAGUAUGUGGCGAUGGUGAUUGACAGGAUCUUUCUGUGGGUGUUUGUCCUCGUGUGCAUUCUGGGUACAGCUGGACUCUUCCUGCAGCCGCUGCUGAUGGCCGAGGACAUGUGAUCCUUCACAAGCACAGAACAUUUUCAUAGUCAGAACCUAAUUUUCAGCAACCUUAACUCAGCAUUUUAUGUAUUUUUUUAAUUGUGUUUCAUUUUAGAGCAGAAAAUACAUCUGUUUACAGGUUGGUAGACUCUGGGACUUUAUAAGAGAUCAAAUGGAGCAGCUAAAAUAAGGAUCAUCAUCGACUUUCAAAAAGAUUUCUAAGUACUCACCCGAUGGCUUAGUGUCCUCUUUUGUCAAUUCCUAUUUCCAUCAAAGUCAUGCAACCCAGCUGCAUUAUAUAAAGCUAAAAAACAUUUGUCCAAUGACUGAAUGGAAUAUCUGGCCUGUAGAUGGAGCGUUAGAGAAGAGUAUUCAAGUGUCUUAAAGGAAUAGUUCACCCAUCUUUUUUUCUAUGUUUGAAGAAUGAUCACACAGGUCUUUUUUGUGUUUCACAGUUCACAGUAAGCUCCAAAAUGACAAGAAAAAAAGCACCAUAAAAGUAGUUUGUACAAACGUGUUUCUUUCCUCGAUGAUAAACAGUGUAAAAAUACAGUUGCUCUCUGCUAAUAUUCUCCUCUAGUCAGCUGUGUAACUCAUGAAUACUGAUUUGAGUACACAAUCUCAAGUCACAAUCUCCUUGUGUGAGUGUUUUGUACUUUCAGGUAAAAAGCACCACCUAGUGGAUACUUUAAGCAAGUCCCUGGUGAAAAGACUAGAUGAUUCUGCAUAGUUCAGUAUGGGUCUCUGAAACAGUCAAAAUACUUUUUUCAGACAUGUAAUGGGUAUCCGCUCUCUUUACAUGUUCAUAUGUUCUCAGUGUAUGAUGUUAAACCUUGAUGCACAUUUUCAGCUUUCUGAGGAAUCCUGCAAAUAAAGAAAGACUGACAACUAUGAAGGUCUUCUG
Carassius auratus (goldfish) is the source of this 2541-nucleotide messenger RNA. It is a transcript of the gene chrna3, whose product is annotated as cholinergic receptor, nicotinic, alpha 3. Lineage: Eukaryota; Metazoa; Chordata; Actinopteri; Cypriniformes; Cyprinidae. Gene Ontology annotation, molecular function: transmembrane signaling receptor activity; acetylcholine-gated monoatomic cation-selective channel activity. Bases 93 to 1655 code for a protein of 520 amino acids. The transcript is spliced from 6 exons. Gene Ontology annotation, cellular component: postsynaptic membrane. Gene Ontology annotation, biological process: monoatomic ion transmembrane transport. The record is from RefSeq and is a predicted model, not a curated record.